This is a messenger RNA of Lactuca virosa, 1119 nucleotides long. NCBI's taxonomy places the organism in Eukaryota, Viridiplantae, Streptophyta, Magnoliopsida, Asterales, Asteraceae. The record is from the annotation of a GenBank genome assembly.
AUGUCUCAUGAGGAAACAAACGGAUUGGGGAAGCAUAAAGAUGCGGGACCCACGAUCCAAGUUGACAGGUCAUCAGAUGAUGGAUACAAUUGGAGAAAAUACGGGCAGAAAGUUGUGAAAGGAAGUGAACAUCCAAGAAGCUAUUACAAAUGUACACAUCCAAAUUGUGAAGUGAAAAAGAUAUUUGAAAGAUCUUAUACUGGACAAAUAACUGAGAUUGUAGAAAAUCUUGAUAAACUUCAAUAUGCAAAUUAUCAACCAGGCAUGUCUGCAAAUAAUGUCCAGAAUCCCAACUUAGAUGACAGUGGAACCCCUGUGCAAUCUCCUAAAUAUGCAAAUCAAGAAAACACAGAUGGGAUUGAUGAUGAGGAUGAUCCAUAUUCCAAAAAAAGGCGAACGGAUUUUGGUGCACUUGAUGUGACCCCAGUGGUGAAGCCUAUCCGUGAGCCACGUGUGGUGGUUCAAACCACCAGUGAGGUUGAUAUAUUGGAUGAUGGAUACCGUUGGAGGAAAUAUGGUCAAAAAGUUGUGAGAGGCAAUCCUAACCCUAGGAGUUAUUACAAAUGCACAAGUGCUGGAUGCAAUGUAAGAAAACAUGUAGAACGCGCAUCACACGAUCCUAAAGCAGUUAUAACCGCAUACGAAGGAAAACACAAUCACGAUGUUCCCGUAGUUAAAAACAGCAAUCAUGAUGUUGUGGGUCCCGGGAAUCCAAGGGCUAGAUUAGAUGACAACAACAAUGCCAUCUGUCUUGAUCUUGUGGUUGGAAACGGGUUCCCGGACCACCCACAGCCGCCACUUGCCGCCACCCUCCACAGCCAAGUACACGUUCAAAAUUCAAAUUUCAGAAAAGUUGUUCUGUGGAACGAUGUUUACACAAAUAGAGAGAAUGAUUUGUGUAGAAUGUAGGAUUUGGGGAUGAAAAAAAAGAGAAAUGUUGUAACUUGUAACUUGUGAGUUAGUUUGUGAUGGGGGUAUAGUACUUGUUUGGAUUGGGUAACAAUGGGAAGAAGAGAAGGGAAGAUUGUGUAUUGAAUAAAAUAUGUCUGCAUAUAUUUGAUGUAUGGGAAUGUAGGUGUUUUUUUAAUCUUUUUAAUUUUUUAAUCAUGGUGUUUGGGA